This is a messenger RNA of Penicillium mononematosum, 1053 nucleotides long. Its product is annotated as DUF500 and UBA/TS-N domain protein. The record is from RefSeq and is a predicted model, not a curated record. NCBI's taxonomy places the organism in Eukaryota, Fungi, Ascomycota, Eurotiomycetes, Eurotiales, Aspergillaceae. Bases 1 to 1053 code for a protein of 350 amino acids. Gene Ontology annotation, molecular function: phosphatidylinositol binding. The transcript has a single exon.
AUGUGGAGCAAAACAAAGACCUACGGCAAAAAAGGCUUCGACAAAGGCUGGGAUGCCCUCGAUAAACUCGGUGCCCCCGUCAACCGCCUCAGUAACAAACUUGGCUCCGAGGCCUUCUGGCCCAUGACCCUCGACAAGGAAAGCGAGAAAGUCGCCCGCAUCCUCCGCAGCUUCUGCAAAGACGGUGUCUAUGUCGAGGACUUGCCGCCAGUGGCGCUUCCGCCUGGGAACGGAGCAGAGAGCCAGAUCGAUAGACCCCGCGGGAAGCAGAAGGUGCUGAAGAAGAUCCCAAAGGAGGUCAUCCGCGACGCAAAGGGGUUGGUUAUCUUUACGGCGAUGCGGACGGGGUUGUGGGUUAGUGGUGCUUCUGGGAGCGGAGUGCUUAUUGCACGCAUGCCUGAGACGGGGGAGUGGAGUGCCCCGUCUGGGAUCCUGAUGCAUACUGCGGGCGUUGGGUUCCUGGUUGGUGCGGAUAUCUACGACUGUGUUAUGGUGAUCAACACCUACGAAGCACUGGAGGCCUUCUACAACGUGCGUGUGACCCUAGGCAGCGAAGUCACCGUCGCCGCUGGACCGAUUGGAAUCGGAGGUGUGCUGGAGUCAGAGGUGCAUAAGCGUCGGGCUCCGAUUUGGACCUACGUCAAGAGCCGGGGAUUCUAUGCCGGUAUGCAAGUCGACGGAAGCAUCAUUAUCGAGCGCAACGACGAGAACGAGCGAUUCUAUGGCCGAAAGGUGCCUGUCAAGGAUAUCAUGUCGGGGCGAGUUCGGACAAACGAUCCGGGCGCGAGAAUGUUGACGCACACGGUGCACUCGGCACAGGGAGACGCACAUUUCGAUCGAGUGCCUACUGGAGUGCAGGCGCCGACGGGGCCGACUCCUAGUGACUUUGCCCCUGGUCAUCUUCCUGAGUACUCCGCCCAACCGGCUAUGAUGUCUGGGGUCAAUGCGGCCCCGCAUGGACCGUAUGCAGCCCCAAAUAAUGCGCCUUAUGCGGAUGCCCAUUGGGCAUCCAAUGUGAUGAAUUACGGUCCUGGGCCAGAAAAACACGAUUGA